Molecule: messenger RNA, 1119 nt
Organism: Paramecium tetraurelia
Lineage: Eukaryota; Ciliophora; Oligohymenophorea; Peniculida; Parameciidae
Exons: 3
Biological process (GO): generation of catalytic spliceosome for second transesterification step; RNA splicing
Cellular component (GO): U2-type post-spliceosomal complex; U4/U6 x U5 tri-snRNP complex; U5 snRNP
Source: RefSeq, a predicted model, not a curated record
AUGCAAGAAUUUUAAUCAUUAAAAAAACUCAUCGAACAAAAAAAGUAAUCAUAAGCUAAUUCGAUAUCAAUUUAGGAGCAAAAGUAGAAAGUUGAAUAAGAAAGACUAAGGUUAUUGUAGGAGUAACGAGAAAGGGAAAGAGAAAAACAUGAAAAAUUAGUAAAGAAACUAAAAAUUUAAGAUGAAUAUUACAAAACAAAGGACAUCGAGAGAGUGAAAAUAAAGAGAUUGGACUAAUAAUGUAUAAACUCUGAACGUGAUAAAAUUUAAUAGGAUGAAAUCUAAAUUCCUUAGGAUCUUCCUCCGGUUGAAAAAAAGGAAGUUCAAAAAAGACUUAGAGAUUUGGGUGAACCUAUAACAUAUUUCGGAGAGAGUGAUUGGCAAAGAUAUAAGAGAUUGAUGCAAUUUGUUUAAGAAAAAAAGGACUACCACCAAAGGGAAUUAGAAAUCAAGAUUUUAGAAGGAGAAGACAAAGAGGAAAUCAAGGUCUUUCUAAAUAAGAUAAAGGAGAGAAAUCUAGAUCCAAAUACUGCACUUGUUCCUGUAUUCCAAUGUAAGGGAAAGGAAGAAAUUGAAUAAUAAUUAUUGGAUGGAGUAUCACUUUUGACAAGAUGCGAGGAUGUUUAUUUGUGGUGCAAUAAAAUGCUGAGAGAAUGGAACAUAAAAUUGGUGGAUAAAUUCAAUACAGAAACACAAAUAAGAAGUUUAGAAGGUUCUCAGGCAUUUAAUUCUUAUAAAUAGACACUCGAUUACAUAAAACCAUUAACAGAACAAUUAUAGAAGGCAAGGAUGGUGUAGUCAAUUAAUGAAGAAAUUUUGAAUGCAUUAUACCUUAUCAUAAGAUUUUGUGUAUAUAAGGAGUAUGUGAGAGCAUAUGAUAAAUAUUUGGAAUUGGCAAUUGGGAAUGCUCCAUGGCCUAUGGGUGUUACUAUGGUUGGUAUUCAUGAAAGGACUGGAAGGUCAAAGAUCUCGAGUUCACAAAUCGCUCACAUUUUAAAUGAUGAAACUCAGAGGAAAUACAUACAGGCAAUAAAGAGGCUGAUUACAGUUUCAUAAAAGACUUAUCCAAGCAAUGAUCGUAGCAAAAUGGUUGAUUUUAGAACAGAAUACGCUUGGUGA